AUGGAGAUUACAACACUCUCAGGUGCCACUGUCACCCAGCUUCAUGAGGAGGAAUUGGCCUGCAUGGUGGAGAGUGGAAGUUCAGUUAGGGAUCUGAACAGACGCCUGACAGAUCGAGUUGGAUUCUCAAGAUUUCGACAGAGGCUGCUGAAUGCAGAGGUGGGCGAGCUACAGGAUGAUGUGCCUGUCAGACAACUACCACCAAGCUUGCAAUUGGUAAUUUUGAACUUCUGUGCACCGAAGGAGGCCGUUUGGGAGGCACUGCUCCGUGCGUGUGAGGACAAUCGAGUUGCUGCAGUUAGACGUUUGCUUCAGAAACCCCUAGAUCCCAAUGGUCGAGGUGCAGAAACUGACCCCACACCGCCACCUAUGUUUGUUGCAGCAGAACGGGGCCAUUUGGAAGUGGUGCGGUUGUUGCUCGAGGCUGGAGCCAACCAGAACGCGGCGCGAGCAAAUGGGACGACUGCCUUGAAGGAUGCAGCUCGGAAUGGCCACUUGGAAGUGGUGCGGUUGUUGCUCGAGGCUGGAGCUGAUAAGAAUGCAGCACAGGUAAAUGGGACGACUGCCUUGAUGGCUGCAGCUGAGCAUGGCCACUUGGAAGUGGUGCGAUUGUUGCGCUGA
Messenger RNA from Durusdinium trenchii, 621 nucleotides. Lineage: Eukaryota; Dinophyceae; Suessiales; Symbiodiniaceae. The record is from the annotation of a GenBank genome assembly.